AUGGAUGAUUUCUUGAUCAAAUUUUUUCCGAAAGUUUAUGAAAGAAAGCUUCAUGCAUCAGAAAACAACUACUGUAAAUAUGAUGAUCAAAUGCUCCAACUCUUCACAUCAUCCUUGUACCUAGCUGCCCUUGUAGCAAGUUUUUUUGCAUCAAAGGCCUGUAGAGUAUUAGGGCGUAAGCCCACAAUUCUUAUGGCAUCAACAUUUUUCAUUGCUGGUGCUGCCUUGAGUGCCGCUGCUCAGAUUAAAUGGAUGCUUAUUAUAGGGAGAAUUCUUUUUGGAAUUGGGGUAGGAUUUGGAAAUGAGGCAGUUCCCUUGUUUUUGACAGAAAUUGCACCUGUACAGCAUAGGGGUGCUGUCAACAUUCUCUUCCAACUCUUCGUGACAAUAGGAAUUUUUAUUGCUAACCUUGUAAAUUAUGGGACGUCAAUGGUGCACCCCUAUGGCUGGAGACUAUCUCUUGGCCUGGCAGCUGUUCCAGCAGUCGUCUUACUCGUCGGUUCUUUGAUCAUCACAGAAACUCCACCGAGUCUCGUGGAACGAGGCAAAGAAGCCGAAGGCAAGGCAGCACUUCUAAAGAUUAGGGGUGUUAAUGAUGUUGAUGCUGAAUUUCAACAGAUAGUGGCUGCCUGUGAACAAUCGCGCCAAGUUAAGAAACCGUUCAAGAAACUCAUGAAUCGUUCCAGCAGGCCACCUCUAAUUAUUGCCAUUUUCCUCCAAGUCUUCCAGCAAUUCACAGGAAUUAAUGCGAUCAUGUUCUAUGCACCGGUUCUAUUCCAAACUUUGGGAUUCAAGACCGAUGCCUCUUUAUUGUCCUCAGUUAUCACCGGCCUCGUGAACGUUGGUAGCACUUUUGUGUCUAUUUACGCCGUUGAUAAGGUUGGAAGGAGGUUGUUGCUUCUCCAAGCUUGUGUCCAAAUGUUUAUUUCCCAGCUUGCUAUUGGAUUCAUCCUACAUUUCCACUUGAAAGAAACAGGUUCACUUGACAAGACUCUAGCAGCAAUUGUUGUGGUACUGGUGUGCACAUUUGUGAUGUCCUUCGCAUGGUCGUGGGGUCCCCUCGGUUGGUUAAUUCCAAGUGAAACGUUCCCUCUUGAAACAAGAACUUCAGGAUUUGCCUUUGCAGUUAGUUCAAAUAUGGUUUUCACUUUCCUAAUUGCACAGGCUUUCCUGUCAAUGCUUUGCCAUUUACAAGCCUACAUUUUCUUCUUCUUCUCUGCUUGGAUUUUUGUAAUGGGGCUUUUCGUCGUCUUCCUUCUACCGGAGACGAAAGGGGUCCCAAUCGAUUUGAUGACGGAGAGGGUAUGGAAACAACAUCCAGCGUGGAAGAAAUUCUUCGAGGAUGAAGGGAAUAGGAGUUAUGAGCCAUGA
Messenger RNA from Fraxinus pennsylvanica, 1371 nucleotides. Lineage: Eukaryota; Viridiplantae; Streptophyta; Magnoliopsida; Lamiales; Oleaceae. The record is from the annotation of a GenBank genome assembly.